ACACAGAGUUUAUAUUUUCAGAGUGCAAAAACAACACACUUUGGGGUGAAUAUUGUAACAGCUCGUGUCCUGCAGGGUGCAAAGAUGGAACUGUAAACUGCAACAGAACUACUGGUGUCUGUAUAGAAUGCCCUGAUGGAAAGUGGGGAAACAACUGUUCGGAUGCCUGUGGAGAAGGGUGUAAUGAGACCAACUGCCACUUGAACGGAACGUGUCAUUGCAGGUCACACUGGAUGCCUCCAAACUGUGACGUUUGCAAUCCUGGAAAGUGGGGACCAGACUGCCUGAAUGACUGUGGAGAGGGCUGUAAGGGCGGAUUGUGCAACAUGACUAAUGGGCAUUGUAAUUGUACAUCAGCAGAACUGAUAGCGCCACUGUGUGGAGGUUGCAAUCCUGGCAAGUGGGGAAAAAACUGCGAGAAUGACUGUGGAGUUGGUUGUGAAGGAGAAACAUGCAAGAAGGAUGACGGGUCUUGUGAAUGUCAACCAGGCUGGGUUGGUACAAAGUGUGACGGUCGACCAUGCGAAUGUGGAGAAUAUGAAUGCACAACAAGUGGAAAAUACAUUUUCGCUGAUGUUCCCCGUAAAGUAAACGUCGCAAUCGGUAAACCAUCAAAGGCAAGUACAAUUAAAAAAGUAGACAAUGAUGAUUCCGCUGUGUGCUCCUGCCUUGCCAAUGAUGGCUACUUAUCAACAACAGAACUCACCACAUGUAUGUCUACUGCUGAAGGCGAUCCUGCUCCUUUCUGGGAACUCGACCUAGGUGAAAAGUAUGAAAUUGCUGGAAUCAACAUCGACUUUGACGAUGACGAUAAAAUGAGAAGGUCAGGAAUCAGCAUUUUAUUGGAUGGUAAAGAGAUUUUUGUUACCAAUGAUCAAACAACUGAUCCAGCUUAUAUUCCUAACAAUAAGAGAAGAAAUUGGAUUGGACAAGUUUUGAAGCUGCAGAGAAAAGGUCCUCGUAUAGAUCCACUAAUGAUAUGCGAAGUCGAAGUAUUCAAUUGCAUGCCAGGAUUUUAUGGCUAUGAAUGCGAAGGAAUCUGCGAGCGACCAGUUUGCGACAAUGGGAAAUUUUGCAGCCGUAUUGAUGGGUCAUGCCCAAAGACGGUUGAAGUUAAAGAGACCACUGACUGUUCUCCGUUGAUCCUUGUAGCGGGUUAUGUCGUUGGCUUUCUCAUCAUCUCACUCUUCAUCUUUGCUGCAAAAGUUAUUCCGUAUAAAAAGAAGUCUAAACCUAAAGCUGUGAAGAAGGAAGCUGAAGGUGAUAAAGUAGAGGAAGGAUCUGAAUCUAGAGGUGAUAAAGAAGAAUCGCAAGCUGAAAGCGGACAAUCAAGUGGAACUGAUGAGAAAGAAUCUCAGGUGUAAGGGGGAUGACAAAAACUUCUGAUAUGUCAGGACGUUUUUCUUGUUACAAUUGAUGUUGUGCUUAUAAAUGUUGCACAUUUUAUUUUUAUGAAACAUAAAAUAGUGCCCGCUGGAUCUGGAAACUAAAUGCCGUUUCUCGAGUUCCCCAUUUUGCCUUACGGGAACAUCUUACUCUCGCUUCUUCUUCGACUACGGCCCCUGUAGGCUAGUACUAUACAGAAAACAAUAGGGUGCAAGGUUUCAUAUCGUUUGUUGUUAUUCGGCUUAGUAUUAACAUUUCAUGUUUACAUGGUUAGAGUCAAUUAUAUCAAACAUUAUUAAGUGCUAACAUCGUUAAAGAUUAUUUUUAUAGUUAUUAUUGCAAUUG
Molecule: messenger RNA, 1731 nt
Organism: Pomacea canaliculata
Lineage: Eukaryota; Metazoa; Mollusca; Gastropoda; Architaenioglossa; Ampullariidae
Product: multiple epidermal growth factor-like domains protein 6
Exons: 11
Coding region: 234-1364 (376 amino acids)
Molecular function (GO): scavenger receptor activity
Source: RefSeq, a predicted model, not a curated record